Ceratitis capitata (Mediterranean fruit fly) is the source of this 2247-nucleotide messenger RNA. RefSeq names its product protein a6. The record is from RefSeq and is a predicted model, not a curated record. Lineage: Eukaryota; Metazoa; Arthropoda; Insecta; Diptera; Tephritidae. Bases 334 to 1710 code for a protein of 458 amino acids. The transcript is spliced from 2 exons.
CCUAAUGCGUUUCAAGUUAGCUACCAGAAAAAAAAGAAACAAAAUAAACAGAAAUACUACAGUUGUUUACAAAAUUAUUGUAAUUUCAACAAAAAUUUUAAUUCAUAUAUGAAAUAUUUGUUACUUACAUAGUAAACGAGUAUUUCUAGCAUAAAAGUGAAACAUUUUCUAAAAUAAUGCGCUAUCAACAAAGGGAGAAUAUUGAUUUGGGGUAAAACGUAAAAUUAUGCAAGUUGCAAAUAGGACUGUACCUCAGCUAAUUACGACCAGUUAUUGCAACGUUGUCCUGAAAAAGAAUAUUAAUUGUAUUUUUGAAAUUGUUGAAAAAUUAAAAUGAGUGAAACCAAAGUGAUGAUGAUUAACGAUAUAUCAACUAAAAAAGAAUCUCACAAUAAUAAAAUGAAUAACAACAAUCAAAAUGUAUCUCAAAAACAUUCCGGCCCAUUUUAUAUUUCGCCUUCUCUAUUCGACAACAAACGUUUGCGACAAAAACGUCUCCGUUGGGCGAAAGCUUUACUGGCAGCGGCAGGCUUUAAGCAGCAUCAACUAAUGCAACGGAAAAAGACUGAACGCCGCAAAAAGGUUUUAUGUGAUCUACGUGCAAGCGUUACUAUUGAUUUAUUAUCAGAAGAUGAAGAAAAGUCAUCGUUCCAAAUCAACGGAGAUGUUCAAUAUAACAAAACUAUAGCAGAUACAAAGCAGUCAAUGCCAUUUCCCGAUGGACCACCACCACUAGCUCCGAUAUCCAACAUGUAUUCAACCAACAAAUUGCAUCUAUCACAAGUGUACAAUUGUUCUAACCAAACUAUAGAACUGUCGAAGGUGCCGAAUAUAACGCUUGUACCUGUACAAAAUUUGACAAGCACACCUAUAUCACAAGCACCAGUUGCAUCGGUGGCACCUAUGCCACGUCGCGUGAAACGAAAACGUAAAUCUCAACAACCGCAACGUCAUAAACAACCAAUUGUAGUAAAUAACGAAAGUAUAGUGUUAAGUGAUGACAGUGAUAAUGAUAUAUGUUUAGUUGAAUCGCCACCAAAAAAUAUUUCCAAUACUACACAUUCUCCAACAUACACAUCCGUGGCGGCAGUGUCGCCUAUAACAACACCAAUUAUCGCCAACAGUUUUUCACUUGCUGAAACAACGCCUUCUUCAUCUUCAAAACCUACCACUUCCCCUGCAUUACAAACACCAUACAGCGCGCAGGUUGAGGAAGAAGUAACCGUCUCGAUCGUACCACGCUCCUCUACAGCGGGAAAUUGUCUCAAAUCUAGUGCCAGCGAAUUAUUCCCCAUGUUACCCGAUGAAACAACGGUGCAUACAGUUAUCGCAAAUCGUACUUAUGAGUUGUCAUUAGCAAAACUACGCGAAGGGCUGGCUUCCUGCGGCGUAUCAGAGUUUGCAAAUGGUCAACAGAAUACGGCGUCGACACGGCGUAAAGGUCAAUUGGUGGAUACACCACCAAUGGUUUCGCCAAAUCCGCCACCCAUAUCUUUGAAACUAUCUAGCGACUUGAGCAUAUCAUUGAUCUCAGAUGAUGACGAAGACACUGCUGAGCAACAACGUUUAGCGGCAGAAAGUCUAUUACAGAAACAACCCCAAUUAGUGGUGCAGCACCUGCAAUUGCCUGCCGUCGGUCCAUUGCCAGCCGGCGCAAAUCUAUCGUUAGCUAACUCAAGAUUGCCGUCACGUCGACAGAAGCUGAGUUAAAUUUUUCGAUAUGAAAUAGAAGUGUCAUGCGAAAAUUUUUAUAAUCGGUUUUUCAUUAUGGAAAUCUAAGCACUUUACUAAUUUCAUACUUUCAACAGGCAGACUUUGGCAAUGUUAAAUUGUAUUAUCUACUACGGGUUUUUGAUUUUUCAAAACCAAUUGUAUUUUAAUUACUAAAUUUUUAUUUGUUUUAAGUUUAGUUUCUUAGUUGAAGCCAUAAUAGCAUUAUUACUGUAAGUCAGAAUAUCACAUACACGCUUCCGAAUAUCUUUCGCAACUAUGAACGCUUUCCUAAAUUGCCGUAUCUUCAUUUAUCAUUUUUGAAUAUUAGAUUUCUAUUAUCGCGCUACGAAGUCUUAGAGUAGGUUUAAUGUACAAAGUAUUCAAGUUUUUGUAAAUUGAUACAAAAUGCUUAUAUAAAAUUCAUAAUUACUUGUUUAUCCUUAAGACCAACACUUGUAUAUAUAUAUAUAUAUAUAUAUUUUCUGAAUAAAACAAACAUAAUUGCAUAGAAGUAUGUACGUAAGUGAAAAAUUA